GAUCACAUUUACAUUUUAAAAGAAGCUAUUUCACAGGGUUUUACGGCUAGCAAAUAUUUUAAAAAACUAGGAUAUCAAUUUUCUCAAAAAGAUCAAGCUGAAGAGGAUUUGCGGAAAACGUUGAAUGAACUUGCUUCUAUGAGUGAUGAUGAACACUCCAGACAAGCAGAAAGCCUUUCAAAUACGAUUGACAAACAUUUGGGUUCUUCCACUGUAGAACAAUAUUGGAAUAGCGCUAAGAUACAGGAAGAACAAAACACAACUCGUGUUAAUCAAAUAAUUGUGGAAGAGAAAAAAAGGAUGUUUAAAAGACCAAAUAACGAUGGUUAUACUUCACCUUCGCCAUUCAAUGUUAUAUCAGAAGGAUACUCUCUGAUUAAUAAUCCAUUUAUUGAAGAGGAUGAAGGUAGUUUAGUAGUUGAUGAUAUUGGUGAUCUUUGCUUCGAGAGAAAUGAAUGUCCACAUGAUUAUAAAAUAAGAAAUAUCAAUGUGUCUCAGCUAUUCCGACAAUAUCAAAAUGAGUCGAUUAAAAUUUCAAAAAAUGGUGGCUUAAAUGUGGAAUCUAAUGUUCACGAAAUCUUGUCUUUAUCAUCAAUUUUUUUAUUAAUUCCCGGAUCACAUUCAAAAACGAUGAUUAAAACUUUUGGUUCACAAUUACUUGAUGAAAUACAUCAACAAACCAUCCCGACUCAGAGCGUAAAACUUAAUUCAGAAUGCGAAUUAAAAUUUCGGGAAGCAGUCAAGAAAGCAAAGAACUCUCGUGAACGUGCUAUCGAUUGGUUUCUCAGAGAGCUUAUAAAUGAUCAACACAUGAAAGAAAAUUUAGGCUAUGUAAUUUUGAAAGGUCUGGAAACAUUACCUAGUGAGAAAAUUAGGAAUGAACCUAGUGAAAUGACAUUAAUUACAAAUUACCUAGAUUAUAUAAUGAAAGGUACGUUCCAUCACCCAGAUAAACAUAUUGUUCAAUGGCCAAACACAGCUCUAAAUGAAAGUAAAUCAAGAAAAUUUGAAGGACGAAGCAAGCAACCAGACUUUGUUGUCUCAGUUAUUCACCAACUUCAAACAGAAUCUGUUGUAUUUGUGGGUGAAGUCAGUCCACCGUCACAAAAAAACAACGUAUACAAAAACUGUAAUGACCUUAUUCGAAUUGGCAUACUUAUGAAGGAUUGUCUGGAUUUUUCGAUAGAUAAAGGUGCUGAUAUUAACAUAAUUGGCUUUCAAUGCGUAGAUCUUAAAAGAGGAAUGUAUUUUAUGCUCCACAUUGGCCAAAUAAAAGUACCGGAGUCAAUAAAAGAGAUAUUAUCAUUCGUUGAUGAACUAGAGACACUUUUGGUAGUUCAAGAAAUUUUUCAAAAAACAUAUAAGAUAUUGUAUA
Molecule: messenger RNA, 1375 nt
Organism: Racocetra fulgida
Lineage: Eukaryota; Fungi; Glomeromycota; Glomeromycetes; Diversisporales; Gigasporaceae
Source: the annotation of a GenBank genome assembly